Molecule: messenger RNA, 3393 nt
Organism: Aspergillus homomorphus CBS 101889
Lineage: Eukaryota; Fungi; Ascomycota; Eurotiomycetes; Eurotiales; Aspergillaceae
Product: DUF1765-domain-containing protein
Exons: 2
Coding region: 1-3393 (1130 amino acids)
Source: RefSeq, a predicted model, not a curated record
AUGUCUUCCUCUGAAAUCGUCCUGCCUCGACCCAAUGACGAACAUGCCUUUCUCUCUCACGCCGCCAGUUACAACCACCUUCCCGAUCUGGCGGAGGCCCAAGCUGCGGCUCACCCUGGUCUCCGAAGGACAUUCUCCGACCUGACACACCCGACUCAGUCGGACUCGCCGUCAAAAGAGGAUGUCGCGGCGGGGAAGGAUAUCUUGCGACGGACCUCCAUUCGGUCCAAGAACAAACCCACCAUUGCCGUCUCGCGGUUCACCGUAUCCGCGGAGGAUUUGUCCGAUCCGACCACCGGCUCUGAGACGCCUUCGCUACCGGCCAAGGAACCCACUGAAACGAGGCCUGUGUCUCCUGUAGCCCGUCCCUCUAAAGCUCGCUCGAUGUCAGGGAGAUUGGUCAGUUUGGCUCGGAAACCAUGGCUGUCGAACUCGCCUCCAUCGGGGAAAAGCUCCCGGCUACGGUCCCUGCGGACGGACGAGCAAUCGUCAUUGAACCCGCCGGUAGCAUCGUCCAGGUCAUCGCGAUCGAGCCUACAGUCGGACUCGGGCACUGAGUCUGAAAGCACGACUCCCGCGCGACGGAGAACCAUCUUAAACAAGCGACCGCGGCGCCCAAUGGUCGCUGUCGUCACCCAGAGUCGAUCAGAUGGCACGAGUACCCCCAGCAGCUCCUCGCCUCAGUCGCUGAUGCCGAAAACGUCGCUGGAAAAGCUAGCUGCAUCACUCAACGUAUCGACGCCAGUGCUCCCUCCAGUGCCCAAGACACCAGCCACCGCGAAUUUGGCUGCGAGCAUGGAAUUUCCGCGUAAGAAAGAUGAACUGUGGGGCGUAUUCCGCAACCUGGAGGCCGAUUUCCAGAAAUUCCAGUCCAAAUCCAGUGCCUUAAAGGCUAACGUCAUUCGCUCUUCCCUGGUACCCUUUCUCAAUCGCCAUUAUUCGCAUUCGUCAUUCAAACAGCUGCGCCCGGAGGACCUGGAUCGUCGAGUAAACAUUCUCAACAAGUGGUGGAUCGGUUUAAUGGAAAUGCUGAACGGCAAGAAUAACCAGUCGAUCUCCGGGACUGAUAGGCCCGUGUAUCUGGAGGCGGUGGUAGGAAUCAUGACGCGACCGGAAUGGAGGAUCCCUUUUCCCAUGCCACCGUCCAGUCGAAACUUCUCGAGGUCCUUGAAACAUGCAUCAACGUCAAUGUCGGAAUCCUCGGAUGGUUCCUCUGGCUCAGACUUCCUUCUGGAUUCCAUCCAUCACAACAUCAGGAAUAUUUUCAUUCAGAAUCUGCUCUCUCAGAUGGCUUUUGUGGUGGAACGGAUGUCUAUGAGACAUGCACCGGCUAGCUUAGUCGCUUUUUGCGGGAAAGCCUGCGCCUAUGCAUUUUUCUUUUGUCCUGGCGUGGCAGAUAUCCUUGUGCGAUUGUGGAACACACCACCGAGCGUCUUCCGGCGAGUACUUGACCAGUCAAACUUAAACAAGAGUAGUGGGACACGCGCAUUGGCCCAGGAACUGACCGCAAACUUUCCUGUCGCCUUGCGAAGUCUAUCGUUCUAUGCGCACACGCCACUUGUUCGAUAUCUUCGUCAAAAGCCCGAUGUCCCACUAAGCACCGCUCAAAUUCCAUGGCAGAGCCCCUGGGUAACACGAUGGUGCGGCCGAGACACAGACCUCUUCUUUGUCUUCGUCAAAUACAUCCAUGUGCUGUACGCGGAUGCGCUGCCACCGGAGCUAGAAAAGUCAAAACGGAUCCUGGCACCAGGCCUACUCCCCAUUCACUCGCAGCUUUUGGUCGUUUUGGAGGAGACACUAUACAAGCAAUCAGUGCCUCAGAUACCGGAAAGCACGCAUACCGCUUCUGCUGUCACGUUUGACGAUUUCAUCGAAGGUGCUGAUGCAGCUGUCUCGGCGCUUCCUUUGGGGACCGCGAAUAGCCAUCGCUUGAUGGCUGAAAAUCGUCUUAUCAUCUUGCUCCGCGAUUUCCUGUCUGAGUCGUCUCUCGAGCCGAACCAUGCAAGGCUGUUGUAUGCGGAAUCCUUCGGUACCAUUAUGAGAGCCGCUGCCGAGAAAACGUCACUUUUCGAUCACAAUGCGUGCUUCCUCCUGUGCGAUUUUGUUGAAGAGGUCAUUCCGAUCAUCACACGAUAUUCGCUCUCCAUUGGAGCCGACCUGUUCGACUGGGAGUUCUGGCUGGAGGUCUGUCGUCAGAUGAUGCAAAGUCACAACUCGCUCACUGAAGUGCGCGUAUUUGCUUUCCUCUUUGGCAUCUGGAGUACCUGGACUGCUUCGGAGGACAGGAAAGCGGACCUCUGUCUGAGGUUCCUCCUGGACGAGUCCGUGUUUUACCAUUAUUUCAGUCACUGGAGUCCCAUGGUCCGCGCUUAUUUCCAACGCUUGCUGUGCUGGAGGUUAGGUCGGUUCAACGAUGAUCCGACCAUGCUCGAUACCACCAUAUAUGAGACCCUCUGGAACCGGCUGCAGCGGACCUGGAAGUACUACAUGGCUUUCCAGGCCAAGGCCGAAGAAGAGGUCUCGGCACCAUUGUCGUCCGCUCCCUGUACACCUGCGCCAGGGCGUAGGAUCAUCAUCAUUCGGUGUGACAAUCAGCUGUCUCCGUCCAGCUUCUUUGUAUCCUUCGAUCGCGUUAUACCCCCGGCUCCGCCGGAGAAGUCCGCAUUUUCAGGCAGUGGCUUAUCGAAACCGGAGCCCACGGAGAACCAGCCACCCGCCAAGAAGAAAUGGAAUAUCUUAAGAGCCAUGUUCGGGGGGUCAUCCAGUUCCAAGACUGGGGGUGAAGGAUCGUCUUCCAGCAGCUCCGACGAGUCCGACUCCUCUGGCUCUGAUGCCAUGGGGGCAGGGGAGAAGCCUUUAGAUAACCAGUGGCGGCAACCCAAUGGGCCUGGGGAGUUGGGUCGGCCCCGCACAGCGCAUCAGCCUUACUCCUUCAAAUUCUCGCUGGAAUGGAUGGACCGGCCUCAGUGGCCGAGCAAGAACAAGCGACUGUUCACCCCUUGCCUCCCUGUGGGGUCGCAGCUGCACCUCCAGCUGCGCAAGACCCUGGGCAAGCAUUCAGAGUGUGACACGACGUCGGAUUACGUAUCUGCCACUGAGGGCGACGAAGACGGCAUGAGUGAUGGACCGCAAACCACUCCCUACUCUGACGAUCAGGACGAGACCCCGACGGAAGAUACCGCCGACUCCGAUCAGAUGACGGACGGGCUAGACUUCAAGCUCGCCAUGAAUGACCGGUUCGCGGCGAGCAAGUACGCUGGUCGAGCCUUGGCGGAAUGGGCGCAGAUUGUUUCGGAGUGCGACAACUUCUUCGCCCGGCGACGCGACGAGGGUGUGCCCUGCGAUCGACUGGUUGAGACCCCAACGCUGGGCGUUGAGAGUUUCCGCAAGUGA